This is a messenger RNA of Sceloporus undulatus (fence lizard), 1425 nucleotides long. It is a transcript of the gene BPIFB2, whose product is annotated as BPI fold containing family B member 2. Lineage: Eukaryota; Metazoa; Chordata; Lepidosauria; Squamata; Phrynosomatidae. Gene Ontology annotation, molecular function: lipid binding. The transcript is spliced from 16 exons. Bases 1 to 1425 code for a protein of 474 amino acids. The record is from RefSeq and is a predicted model, not a curated record.
AUGGAGGUAAAUGCUGGGAGAAUUCCUCUUCGGCUGCGCAAAGUCUCCAUCCCAAUACCCAGGAUGUUCAAGCUUUUCACUCUGAGCAUUCUUCUGUGUCUCCUGGUCCCUUCACGGGGAACCACCCCAGGAACCGUGGUGAGAAUCAACCAAGAAGCCCUUGAGUAUGUAUGCCAACAAGGGAAACCGUCCCUGCUGCGGGGCCUAGAAGUCAUCAAGAUCCCAGGUUUCAGCCGUGGGCAGAUUUUUGGAUCACUUUUGAAUAUUGUGGGCUUGAUUGCUCCCUUGGAACUGAAGCUGGGAUCCUCUAUCAAUCUUGAUGUCCGGGUUUUGCGCAGUUCUGGCGGCUUCCCCAUUCUGAGCAUCACUGCCUGCAAGUCCCUUCUGGGAGAUGUCCAAAUCAUUCUUGGUGGAAACAAUUUGCUGGGCAUCCUGAAACCUAUUCAGGACCACAUCCGUGCCGUCUUGGUAGACAAGGCCGAGGCCCAAGUUGCCAGAGUCUUGGAAGGAUCAGGGCUAAGCCAAGAGACACAGCUGGUUCUACUCAUGCAGAUGUGUCUGAGUGUCUCCAAUGUGGUUUUGGGACUGAAUGCCAAGCUGGGCACCUUGGUUGGUGUGAAUCGCAUCAACCCCAUGUCCCAGCUCCAGUUCUCCAUGCUGGACUCACCUGAGAUCACCAGUGACUACAUUGAUCUGGAUUUAAAUGCUGCCUUUGCGUUGAUGGGAAAGCCCUUAGAUGUCUCUUCUGGCCACCUUCCCCCCUUUUCUCUGCCGCCCCCUCGGAUGAAUUCUCGUGACUCCAUGGUGAACCUGGGCAUCUCGGAGCACCUGCUCACCAAUCUAUUUGGCAUCUUGAAACAAUCUGGAGCCCUUAAUUACAACAUUCAAGACCCAUUGAAUGCCAAAGGGUACCGCCUCACCACCUCCAUGUUGGAAUCAGCCAUCCCUUCAAUCAGACAAAGGUAUCCACAGGAGCUUGCUAUUGGUCUCAAUGUGGUGCUGAGCAAAUUCCCCAUCAUCAGCUUCCACGAGGGUGCCGCUCUCCUGCGUCUCCGUCUCUCUGUCCAAGUGAUAGUGGACACAGCAGGACCUUCCUCGCUGAGCCAGAACCUCUGCGCUCUGGGAGUGGACCUGAGUUUUGGCCUCAAGCUGGAUGUCACAGUAACAAGCCUUAAGGUCUCAGCUGCCUUGCGAGGAGAGGUUGGUCUGGAGGUAGAGUCUUCCAGUAUGAAAAUUGAACAGAUCUCCCACUUGAGAAAAGUAAUUGUCCCUGUACUGGAGAAGGCCUUCCAGCUUCAUCUGAAUGCUGCCCUGAGUGUUGGGAUUUCUCUUCCCAAGCUGAGCAAUGUCCAGUAUGUUGAUCCCCAGAUAGAGAUUCAUGAGGGUUAUGCUCAGGUCAACUGUGACCUCGACUAUGUGCCCUAA